Molecule: messenger RNA, 1650 nt
Organism: Adineta steineri
Lineage: Eukaryota; Metazoa; Rotifera; Eurotatoria; Adinetida; Adinetidae
Source: the annotation of a GenBank genome assembly
AUGAUUAUUUGUUUUCUCGGUAUUUAUAUUGACAUCAGUCGAUUGUUGACAUUCAUCUGUCUUGUAACUCUUAUUUUAAUUGUUCAAUUCAAAUUGGUGCUGAUUGUUGAUGCAGCUCCUGAAAAUUCAACCAGUAUUUCUUCAUAUUUGAACAGUACAAUAACCGUACAACAGACAGAUAAUCAAACAACAACAAACAAUUGUACAGCGGAAAUAAAAGAUGAGACAUUAUAUUAUUUUUCUGUUGGCUACCGAGCAUUUGCUGGUGCACUUGUUGUUCCGAUAACAAUUUGUGCUAUAUGUGGAAAUUCUCUUGUCAUUUAUGUUAUUAAACAUUAUCAUUCAUUACGUAUUACAGGCAAUGUUUUUCUUGCCUCUCUUGCAGUUGCUGAUGUUGGUGUUAGUACAUUGGCAAUGACUUUUUAUGGAUUACAAUUACUCUAUGGACGAUGGUUGUUUGGACCCCUUAUGUGUCGUUUAUGGUUUUCAUGUGAUGUUUUAUUUUCCACAGCAUCAAUCAUACAUUUAGCUUGUAUAUCUCUUGAUCGUUAUUUAUCUAUUGUGCGUCCAUUUGAACAUGAACGUACAUCAUCUGAACGACGUCGUUAUAUAAUGAUUUUUUUCUGUUGGUUUUUAUCAGCAUUACUUUCGUUUAUACCAAUAUUUACCGGUUUAUAUACAACACGUGAACAACGACAUAAAAUCGAUUGUUUAAAACAUGUUCAUGGUCGUUGUAUAUUUAGUGUUAAUCAAGGAUAUGCUAUUGUAUCAUCUUCAUUUUCAUUUUGGGUUCCCGGUGCUAUUAUGAUUAUAAUGUAUGCUAUGUUAAUACGAAUAGCUGAUAAAAAAGAACGUGAAGCAUAUCAAAUAAUGGGUGGGGUAGCACAACGUCGACAUACAUCUCAAUUACUCUAUAAUACAACACAUCGACAAUCUAGUUCGGAUCAAACAGUUAUUGAUCCAGCACAACAAUCACAUAUUUCUAAACAAUUAACAGUAGCAAUUACAAGUAAUGGACAUACAAAAAAAUUUCGUCGUCAAAAAAAACAAGAUAGUCUUGAUAAAGAAAUUGAUCGAAAAACAUCUGUUGAUUUACCUGGUAGUUUACUUGAUUCACGUAAUAGUCAAAUGAAACAUUUAAGACGUGAACGUCGUGCUGUUAAAACUUUAGGUUCAAUUAUGGUUGCUUUUGUAAUAUGUUGGCUUCCGUUUUUUGUUCGUUAUACAGCAUGUGAACCAAAUCGUUGUAAUUGGAAAAUUGCGCCACUUCUUGCAGAUAUCGUUUUUUGGGUUGGCUAUUUUAAUUCAAUGAUUAAUCCAUUUUUAUAUGCUUUUCAUAAUAAAGAUUUUCGUAUAGCAUUUCAAAAAACACUUAGUCGAUAUUUUGGAUGUUGUCAUCCACGUCGUUCAAGUAUAGCUAGUUCAAAUAUAUUUUCUGCACCAACACCAAGUGGUGAUUCAACCAAAACAACAGUUACUAUAAGACAAUUAAAAAAUAAUAAACUUAUUCGUUCAUUAGCAAAUAUGAAUAAUCGACAAAUAACAAAUUCACAUCAUCUAAGGCUUGCUAAUGCUGGUCUUGAAGUAUCAAAUGGUAAUUUAACUAUUGGAGUAAAUAGUUUAUCAUCAAAACGUAAUUCUUGUCUUUAA